GAUUAAUCUAAAGACAUUUCCUUGUCUCAGCUGCAUGCUAUUAUAACUGAUGAUGGUGGAAAAAGGACAAAGUAUUAUUUUUGGUUUGUUUUUGCUUCUAUUCUUUGUUGUCGGCUGUCAGAUUUAUGUUCUCAUUGAUACCAAGAACGAUUUGGCGAGCACCAAAACUAAAUUAGACGCCUUGAAAAAUCAACGUUUGAUAGAUGUACAGCAAAAUUAUGAAAUUCAUAAGAGAAGCUCUAGACAAGCUGUAAAAAGUAAAUUUUAUGAAGUCAUGUCUAAAUGUCUUAAUACCUCUGAAAGUGAUGAAGAAGAAAUUGUAUCCGCUUCAAUGUUAAUGGAAAAUGCUGUCAAGCAAGUUGUUGUUGACAAAAUACAAAUUGGUUUCGAAUGCAACUUUUCAAAAGGACAAUUCACUGAAUGUGAAACUCUUAGUGGACGCACUGGACAAAAAGGAGAUCAAGGCAAUCGUGGGCAAAGAGGAAAAAAAGGAAACAAAGGUAAAGCUGGAGAUGAUGGAAACCCUGGACUCAGUGGUCCCCCAGGAAUGCCUGGAAUUCCAGGCUCCCAAGGAAUAUCUGGAUUGCCUGGAUCCCCUGGAACACCAGGAGGUAGUGGUAUGCAAGGAUUACCUGGAGAAGAUGGAGAUCCUGGAGUGGACGGACAGACUGGUUUGAAAGGCGAAUCUGGACCAAAAGGAGAGAAGGGCUGUUCUGGUGAAGCAGGAUUGAAUGGAACAAUGGGUGACCCUGGCCAAAGAGGAAAGAAAGGAAUUAAAGGAGACCUGGGCAUUCAUGGACCAAAAGGACAGAAAGGAGAAUACGGGGCGAGAGGACUCACUGGGUCUGUAGGACAAAAAGGAGAAUAUGGGUUGACUGGCUCUGCGGGACAGAAAGGACAGAAAGGAGUAAGGGGAAUUAUGGGAUCCCCUGGACAAAAAGGAACCGUGCCGACUCAGCGUCCGAGUCCCCGGUGACUGUACAGACACUGUGGACUCCGCGAUUCCCGGGCUCCCAACCGGAUUUGGUGUCCUAUAGAUUUAUAGUUUGUAUAAUUAUGUAGGAUAGCUAUUUGAUUUGCAGUACACAUGUAACAAUGGUUAAUUAAAUCAUCUUGUAUGAUCUGUUUGUACACAACCUCUGCUAUAAGAAACCAUGUGU
Messenger RNA from Halichondria panicea, 1160 nucleotides. RefSeq names its product collagen alpha-2(IX) chain-like. The transcript has 2 exons. Bases 50 to 976 code for a protein of 308 amino acids. The record is from RefSeq and is a predicted model, not a curated record. Gene Ontology annotation, biological process: extracellular matrix organization. NCBI's taxonomy places the organism in Eukaryota, Metazoa, Porifera, Demospongiae, Suberitida, Halichondriidae. Gene Ontology annotation, molecular function: extracellular matrix structural constituent conferring tensile strength.